Messenger RNA from Mercurialis annua (annual mercury), 2042 nucleotides. RefSeq lists its product as uncharacterized. The coding region runs from base 623 to 1819 and encodes 398 amino acids. NCBI's taxonomy places the organism in Eukaryota, Viridiplantae, Streptophyta, Magnoliopsida, Malpighiales, Euphorbiaceae. The record is from RefSeq and is a predicted model, not a curated record. The transcript has 7 exons.
UAAAUUACCCAUAAAUAUAGGGGCUUUUUUUAUCUUGCAAUUUUGUCCGAAAAUCAUCCAUUUCUGUUGACAGAUUUUCUCUUUCUUUGUCUUAGAUUGACAAAAAAAGAAUCUAACUUUCUCUCUCCUCUUCGUGUACAGGCAUUGUAAUAACGGGAAAGAUCUUUUUUUUUUCUGGGUUUUUCUUCUUCUUCUUUAAUUAUCUCUUUUUUGAAGUACCCACUUGCAAUUUUUAAAUUUUGUGUUCCUGUGGAUUUUUGAGUUUUUCUGGGUUUUUGUGGUUCUUGUUUAAUUAUCUCUUUUUCGAAGUACCCAGUUGCAAUAUUUUUAAUUUUGUGGUUCUUAUGGAUUUUUAAGCUUUUUUUAAUGAAUUGGUAAAAUGGGUAUUUCAUAGUAUGAAAAUUUUCUUUACCUUUUAUUGUUUAAUGUAAUACUUAAAUACCCAUUUGAAAAUUUAAUUGAAUUUUAACUUUUUUUGUCUUAAAGCUACCAAAGAUUGACCCUUUCACAUGUUUCAAUUCCUAGCCUUUGGUUGACAAAUCAAAAAAUUUAAACUUUCCUUUUGUUGGUUCUCUGUUUUUCAUCUUGAUCUAUCAAAGGGUACCUCAAAAAAAAUCAAGAAAUGUAUCAAACACAUAGCAAUAGAGAAUUCUCCUUAGAUUUUCAGCACCAAAUUCCUAUCUUGAGGCCAAGUAUUCAUUCAAGAAGGGCAAAUUUGACAGUUAAAUUUCAAGAUUUAUAUGGAUUUACAGUAGAAGGGAAUGUGGAUGAUGUGAACAUAUUGAAUGAGGUUAGAGAGAAAGUUAGAACACAAGGUAGGGUUUGGUGGGCAUUAGAGGCUAGUAAAGGUGCAAAUUGGUAUUUGCAGCCUCAAGUGACUUCAAUUAUUGAAGGGAUUGCUUUGAAAUCAUCUCUCAAAUUGUCUUCUUUAGCUAAUGCAAUUACUUUGAAGAGGCUUAUUAGAAAAGGGAUUCCUCCGGUUCUUAGGCCUAAGGUUUGGUUCUCUCUUUCCGGUGCUGCUAAGAAGAAAUCUACGGUUCCUGAUAGCUAUUAUAAUGAUCUUACUAAAGCUGUUGAUGGAAAAGUUACUGCUGCUACUAAGCAAAUUGAUCAUGAUCUGCCACGAACCUUCCCUGGUCAUCCGUGGUUGGACACACCAGAGGGUCAUGCUACUCUCCGACGUGUCCUUGUUGGAUAUUCUUUCCGUGACUCUGACGUUGGCUAUUGCCAGGGCUUAAAUUAUGUUGCAGCUCUACUGUUACUUGUUAUGAAAACCGAGGAAGAUGUUUUCUGGAUGCUCGCGGUCCUUUUGGAAAAUGUAUUAGUUAAUGAUUGCUAUACGAAUAACUUGUCUGGAUGCCACGUCGAACAAAGAGUUUUCAAGGAUUUGCUUUCUAAAGAGUGCCCGAGGCUGGCUGCGCACUUGGAAGAAAUGGAGUUUGAUGUGUCUCUUGUUGCCACCGAGUGGUUCCUAUGCCUAUUCUCGAAGAGCUUGCCUUCUGAGACAACUCUACGAGUAUGGGAUGUUCUUUUCUUUGAGGGGGCUAAGGUGUUGUUCCACGUGGCUUUGGCUAUGUUUAAGAUGAAGGAAGAAGAGCUGCUUCUAACUCAUCAUGUUGGUGAUGUAAUUAACAUAUUACAGAAAACAACUCAUCACCUCUUUGAUCCCGACGAGUUAUUGACGGUUGCAUUUGAUAAAAUAGGGUCAAUGACAACAAACACAAUAUCAAAGCAAAGGAAAAAGCAGGAACCAGCAGUAAUGGCAGAACUUGAUCAAAGAUUGAGAAGACUAAACUCAGUCAAAAUGGAUGACAAAUGACAAUUUGAUCAAAAACUUCUUGUGACAUAUAUAUACAUAAAACAUCAUCAUCAUCCAGAUGAAGGGGCUUAUCUGUAAUUCCCCACUUUGGAGACUGAAUGUGAUCUUUUUUUUAUGUGGAGAGUAAGUUGUUUUAAAAGGAUGUAUUGUAGUAGGUGGUUAAAUGUAAAUUAUGGAUGUGGAAUUAAAUUAACAAUGCAAGGCUACAAUUUUGGUUUCUGAA